Cydia fagiglandana is the source of this 1706-nucleotide messenger RNA. RefSeq names its product large ribosomal subunit protein mL43 (gene mRpL43). Bases 40 to 597 code for a protein of 185 amino acids. The transcript has 4 exons. NCBI's taxonomy places the organism in Eukaryota, Metazoa, Arthropoda, Insecta, Lepidoptera, Tortricidae. Gene Ontology annotation, cellular component: mitochondrial large ribosomal subunit. Gene Ontology annotation, biological process: mitochondrial translation. The record is from RefSeq and is a predicted model, not a curated record. Gene Ontology annotation, molecular function: structural constituent of ribosome.
AUAAACUUCAUCGCGAUAUUCACGAUUACGUGACUAAAAAUGUCUAAUAACAGCCUGUUUUUGAAGUCUGGCUUUGUGAGGGCGCCUCUGCAGAACGGCGUUGGCCGCUACGUAUGCCAAUUGCAAAGAAUUGUGCUUAAAUUCUGUAAAAGUCAUGGCAGCAGUCGCGGUAUGAGGGACUUCAUAGAGCAGGACCUGGUGGAGUUUGCACGGGAGAACCCUGGAGUGGUGGUGUACCUUAAACCUCGGCGUCACCGCGCCCCGGUCGUUGUCGGAGAGUACUUAAACGGCGACCGUGUCUGGAUGAACAUGUGUAACAAGCAGCAAACAGAAAUAACCAAAUGGAUGGAAGUACUCCGCACCCAACAGGGUGAUGUGUCCAACACCCGACUUAAGAAGUAUCAGCACACCGACCACCCGUCCAUACAGGGUGCCUGGACGCCUUGGACGUUUAAAGCACCUGAACUUAAUACCGCUACGCUACCGGAUGCAGAGUUUGGAAGGAAUGACAGACUGCCGCGUUCGGCGACGGAAGAGCUGCGGCUGCUGUUUGAAAAACAGAGGCUGGACGAAAAACAACUCAAGACUGGGGAGUAGACUACAAGUAUUAAGAAAUGUAAGCCUUAAGGUGACAGUCCAUUUCCAACGACAGCAGCACUACCAUUAAUUUUACUAUAGAAAUUGACAAUAACACCGACGUGUUCGUACUAUAGUUCGUUUUUUUAGCAUUAGAAAUAAGGUAAACAAUCUUGACGUGUAUUUUAAUUGAAAAACACAUUUUAAAAAUAAGUUACGGCAAAUAUGUAACAAUUUAGAAUGUAAAACGAUCAUUUAUAUUCUUCUGCUUUCAUAAUAGUUACUGAUUUUUAAAAAGCGUUUUUCAAUUAAAAGACGUGUCAAGAUUGUUUACCUUAUUUCUAAUGCUAAAAAAACGAACUAUAGUAGUGCAGCUGCGGUCAGAAAUGGAAUGUUACACUUAGAACGCACUGCGAUUAACCUUUUCGACGCCGUGUUUAAAGCUGUCACUCGGACGCCACGUCACCGAAGUGUCAAAACUGAAAUUGAACUUUAUGCAUAUGCACGUAGGUCCAUGUUACUCUGUAGUCUGUGACCGAUUAAUCUGCCUUUGGCAAUGGACCUGCGGUGCGGAUAUAUCGGUUGGCGUCCAAAAGGUUAAUUUCUUGUGGUAUCAGUCUUACAAGUGAGUGUGGUUAUGAAGCAUGCCGUACGCAAAGAGUUCAUUUGUGACGUCCCAUGGGUAAAGGUACGUUAUGGCGGCUGGCGCUUACGUCGCAUAACACUGCAAUAAUAUUUGUGCGCCGUUAAUAAUAGCGUAAGCGCCAACCGCCAUAAGGUACCUUUACCCAUGGGACGUCACAUUUUAGUAUAACUGGCCAGCCUUCAAUAACUAGCCACCUUAUACUAAAAUGAAUUCUGUUUAUAGGUGAAUAGAAUUCAUUUUUAGUUUAUACUAAAAUGAAUUCUGUUUAUAGGUGAAUUUCAUUUAUAGUUUAUACUAAAAUGAAUUCUGUUUAUAGGUGAAUAGAAUUCAUUUUUAGUUUAUACUAUAAUGAAUUCUGUUUAUAGGUGAAUAGAAUUCGGUUUUAGUAACUGGCCGCCCCAGUUACUAAAACCGGCCAGUGACUGGCGAAUUACCCUAAUUAUAAUUAGUUUUAGAUUGUACAAAUAUAGAUUUAUGAAAUAAA